AUGCGUGCUGAGCAGACCAUUCUCGCCUUCAACUCCCUUUUUGGUGCUGCCACGACACCAUUCGGAUGUGGUGAAGUCAACGUCUUUUACACUGGUCUGCCAGGUCGGCAUCAGUAUGUCACGUCGCAAGGCUACGAUGCCAAGCUGGUAGAAGAACAGAUCUUCAACCACACACGCGAACUACGCGAGGCUGGCUAUAAUGUGCGAGCUGUUUGGCGAGGACCCGAGAUGCCACCAAAUGAGUUCGUUGAUCAGAUGAAGGACGUUCACUGGCAUGCAGCUGGUAUAGGCUUUGGAGUGAGAGGAUCACAGAUCCCAGAAGUCAUCGGGCUUUUUGAAGAAACCAUCGAUAUCUUCCGCAAAGAAGCCCCCGAUGCCAAUCAAACGGUACUUUCCUCUGUCAAGCGAUUGCAAGGAUCAUCCGGGCAAAGACUUGGGAUAUGUGACGCUUUGUGA
This is a messenger RNA of Fusarium graminearum PH-1, 456 nucleotides long. RefSeq lists its product as uncharacterized. The transcript has 6 exons. The record is from RefSeq and is a predicted model, not a curated record. Bases 1 to 456 code for a protein of 151 amino acids. NCBI's taxonomy places the organism in Eukaryota, Fungi, Ascomycota, Sordariomycetes, Hypocreales, Nectriaceae.